Molecule: messenger RNA, 654 nt
Organism: Porites lobata
Lineage: Eukaryota; Metazoa; Cnidaria; Anthozoa; Scleractinia; Poritidae
Source: the annotation of a GenBank genome assembly
AUGAUGGCAAUAGCCAUGCUUCAAAAUGGCCAGCUGCCUUUGUUUGUAGAGGAGGAUAUUCUGCUGCAAAUUGUUUCUGAAGGCGUGUGUUUGGAUCCUUGUGUUGCCAAACUUCAACAUGGUCUCGAAGUGCUGGGAAUGUUAUCAGCCCUUCAGGAGCUGCCAAUGUUGAUUCAUCUCCUGAGACCUCAAGGACAGCAGAAGCUUGGAGUGCAAAUGCUGCUUCACAUUUUGAAGCCACAGUUUUCAGAGGAGGGGUCUAAUGCACUCAAAAAGGAAAAAGAAGUUUAUCAACUCUUUGUUAGAUAUGUUCGUGAAGUAGCAGCUUCCAGGAGGGUAUGUGGAAAGACUACCCUUAAUUUGAGUCAUAUUCUUCAAUUUGCCACUGGUUCACCAGAGGAACCCGUCCUUGGUUUUACGCUUGCUCCGUCGUUGGAGUUCAUAUUACCCACAGAAUUGAAAGUUACAAGUCAGCAAGGACUUAGUGAAGGGCAACACCCAAAUGUGGAGGGUGGCUUCCUGCCUCUAGCCCAUACCUGCACCAAUUUGCUUCAGGUUCCAAGACCGACUGAUGCAUUGCCUUUGCCCUCUACCCAGAGACUGUUUGCCCUGUAUGACUUGGCAUUCUCGCAGUGUUACUUUGGCAAAAAGUAA